Messenger RNA from Raphanus sativus (radish), 2589 nucleotides. RefSeq lists its product as uncharacterized. The coding region runs from base 426 to 2387 and encodes 653 amino acids. The record is from RefSeq and is a predicted model, not a curated record. Gene Ontology annotation, molecular function: protein binding. The transcript is spliced from 2 exons. Lineage: Eukaryota; Viridiplantae; Streptophyta; Magnoliopsida; Brassicales; Brassicaceae. Gene Ontology annotation, cellular component: cytoplasm.
UUUGUCCUAAAAUCCGAUUUUAACGGUUACCAUAUCUAAACAGUCUUCCCAGAUUCCGUGUAAGCUUCCCGACCGGACUUUGAACCUUCCCACAUUGGAGACAGCCCAAACGGUUCCUCUGCCUCCUCCUCUCUCUCUAAUUUAUAUUCUUUUCUUCUUUACCUUAGAUCUCUUCUUUCCACGAAGCUAUCUUCUCGGGUAGGUUUUUAUUUCCCGAUCUGGGUCGGAUCUGAUUCCUCCGGAAGCAACGAAUCUCUUCGAGAGGGAAAAGUCGAGAAUCAUCUUCUCCCUUCUACUUAUAAGUUUAGCUCUCUCAUUAGCUUCAAUCGUCUUUGAUCUCUGGUUGGUGUUGAUUGAAAAAAGUUCUCGACUUUAAGACAGGGUUUAUAGAUGUUAUCUUAAAAGAUUGAGUCUUUAGUUCAGACAUGGCGAGCAUGAUUGAUAUUACCAAUUAUGGUCACAGCCCCGUCCACCGAGCUGUCGUCACUAGAGACUACGCCGCGCUCAAGAAACUACUCUCCUCUCUCCCCAAGAUGCGCGACCCUUCAGAGGUCAGAAACGAAGCAGCUUCAGUAGCCGAAGAGACGAAAGCCGACUCCAUCGCGUCCGUUAUCGACAGACGCGAUGUAAUUAACCGAGACACUGCUCUCCACUUAGCAGUAAAGCUCGGAGACGAGACCUCCGCGGAGAUGCUGAUGGCAUCGGGAGCUGACUGGAGCCUUCAGAACGAGCAAGGGUGGAGCGCGUUGCAGGAAGCUAUCUGCGGUAGAGAGGAGAGGAUCGCGAUGAUUAUCGUUAGGCAUUAUCAGCCUCUUGCGUGGGCUAAAUGGUGCAGGAGGUUGCCUAGGCUUGUGGCUACUAUGCAUAGGAUGAGAGACUUUUACAUGGAGAUCACUUUCCAUUUCGAGAGCUCGGUGAUUCCUUUUAUAUCAAGAGUGGCGCCGUCCGAUACUUACAAGAUCUGGAAGAGAGGUGCUAACUUGAGAGCGGAUAUGACGUUGGCUGGAUUCGAUGGGUUCAGGAUACAGAGGUCUGAUCAGACUAUACUCUUCCUCGGAGACGGGUCUGAAGACGGUAAGGUUCCUUCUGGCUCUCUCCUUAUGAUAUCUCAUAAAGAUAAAGAGAUUAUGAAUGCGUUGGACGGUGCUGGCGCUCCUGCUUCGGAGGAUGAGGUUCGUCAGGAAGUGGCUGCGAUGUCGAAAACGAGCAUAUUUAGGCCCGGGAUCGACGUGACGCAAGCGGUUCUGUUUCCGCAGCUGACGUGGAGGCGUCAGGAGAGGAGUGAGAUGGUUGGGGGGUGGAAGGCUAAGGUUUACGAUAUGCAUAAUGUGGUUGUUAGUAUUAAGUCGAGGAGAGUUCCCGGUGCGAUGACCGAUGAGGAGCUUUUCUCGAAUAAGGAUCAAGAGAACGAGACUACAGAGAGCGAGGAUCUUGGAGAUGUGUUGACGGAAGAUGAGAGGAGGCAGCUGGAGUUAGCUCUCAAGGUGGAUUCACCAGAAGGAGGAGGAGGAGGAGGGUCUUGUAACACUCCUCGUGUGGACAGGGACAUUCCUAUAAUGGAUGGGAACGGGUGCUGCAAACAGGAGAAGAAAGGAUGGUUUGGUGGGUGGAGGAAACGGGAGGAAGGUCACAGCAAACGAAGUAGUGUUCCUCCGAGAAGUUCGCUUUGUGUUGAUGAGAAAGUAAGUGAUCUUCUUGAAGACGAUGGGAGACAGAUAAAACCUGGAAUACACUCAACAGCUAAUACACUCACGAGAGAUGCGUCAAAAGCUUCAACAUCAGAAGGAAGCGGGAGUAGUAGUAAGAGAAAGGAUGGUAGUAGUAGCAGUAGCAGAGAGAACGAGUACAAGAAAGGACUAAGACCGGUUCUUUGGCUUUCCGAGAGAUUCCCAUUACAGACAAAGGAGCUUCUUCCACUGCUUGAUAUCCUUGCAAACAAAGUCAAAGCGAUACGGCGUUUGAGGGAGCUUAUGACCACUAAACUACCAUCCGGAACAUUCCCUGUCAAGGUGGCUAUUCCGGUGAUCCCUACGAUUAGAGUACUUGUUACGUUUACGAAGUUUGAAGAGCUAGAAGCUAUGGAAGAUGAGUUUGUAACGCCACCAUCAAGCCCUACUUCCAACGUCAAGAACAGUCCUAGAGAGGAAACACAAGGGUCAUCAUCAGGCUCAUCGUCCUCAUGGUUUCAAUGGAUCAAAACACCUAGCCAACGUCCGUCAACAGGGUCUAGUUCUGGAGGGUUUAGUAGUAGUGGUAAAGCUGAAAACGAUCAAGACCCGUUUGCAAUUCCAAGGGGGUACAACUGGAUCACAUCUGAAGAGAAGAAAAAGAAGAUACAAGAGAAGAAUAAAGCUAAGAAGAGCAAGUCAUCAUCUCAGAACAGCUGAAGAAAACCACAAGUAUGAAAGGGAUCUUUCCUUGUCUCUCUCUCUCUCUGAAAGCAUAAGAAGAUAUUGAAAUAGGAAAGUCUAGCAGAUUUAUAUACCAAAAACCAGGAAAAAAAAUAACAAAUUUAAUUAAAUAUAUAUAGUGGGAGGAAUGAUGUGAGUUAACGUUGUUGUGGGCUUAAUGUAUGCUUAUGAUUCUUUC